Messenger RNA from Motacilla alba alba, 744 nucleotides. RefSeq lists its product as uncharacterized. The transcript is spliced from 3 exons. The coding region runs from base 66 to 728 and encodes 220 amino acids. The record is from RefSeq and is a predicted model, not a curated record. Lineage: Eukaryota; Metazoa; Chordata; Aves; Passeriformes; Motacillidae.
CCCGCCCCUUCCCCGGCUCGGGCCGCUGCCGGAAGCGCCGGUCCCCGGGGCUGUCCCCGAGCGCCAUGGGGGACGCCGGGGUGGCCUUGUCACACGCCCUGCUCUGUGUCACCAGCCUGGGCUGCGCCCUGCGAGCCAGACAGGUGACAGGUGGCCCGGCCGCCGGUUUCCUGCUGCAGGCGCUGGUGGCCGCCGCGGCCGCGCUGUCCCCUCCGCGCUGUCCCCUCCGCGUCCCCGAUGUCCCCGAGGUGCCACCUCCGCCGGGCUCCUGGCUCUGCUCCGUGCUGGCCCAACCCUUGGUGGCCUUCGGGUGCCACCGCCUCGGCGGGGACGGCGCCACCGCCACCCUGCUGCUGGCCGCGGGCACCGCGGUGGCCGCGCUGGCGGCGUGCUGGCCGCGCUUCGUGGCCGCGGGUCACUUUGUCCCCGCGGGUCACUUUGUCACCGCGCUGACGGCCGGCUCGCUGCUGGCGCUGGCGGCGCUGACCGGGAGCGCGGCCGGCGCGGUGGCCGCGGCGCUGGUGGCCCUCGGGGACGCGGUGGCACCGUGGGCUGUGCCCUGGGUCAGGGUGGCGGCCAGCGCGGCGCUGCUGGGGACACUGCGCCAGCAGCGGGUGGCACUCUGGGGACACCAGGAAAGGCACGGUGGCACCCAGCUGGUGGCACUGUGGUGGCUUUGGGUGACGCGGGGGGACACUGGGGUGGUGGCACUGUGGGGACACCAAUAAAGGCAGGAUGGCAGCC